This is a messenger RNA of Panonychus citri (citrus red mite), 4729 nucleotides long. RefSeq lists its product as uncharacterized. Gene Ontology annotation, cellular component: plasma membrane. Gene Ontology annotation, biological process: choline metabolic process; acetylcholine catabolic process. The record is from RefSeq and is a predicted model, not a curated record. Gene Ontology annotation, molecular function: UDP-glycosyltransferase activity; acetylcholinesterase activity. NCBI's taxonomy places the organism in Eukaryota, Metazoa, Arthropoda, Arachnida, Trombidiformes, Tetranychidae.
AAUUAACUUUUAAUUAAAGUGAUCAAAAGGUAAUCUGAUAAUAACAAUAGUAACAAUUGUUUACAGUAACAAUUUAAAAGUAACAAUUAACUUAAUUAACUGGCAAAGAAACGAGAAGGAAAAAAUAAUGAUGAGAGUUAACUGUUUACCCAUUUUAUUGUUAACCUUAAUUGUUGUAAUCUUUUUAAUUGUGACCAUAAAGAUUAACAAUGUUGAUUGUAAUAGUGACCAUGAUGAUGAAAAAGAUUCAACUGACCAAUUGACCAUCAACAAUAAUAAUAACAAUUGGAAUAAUAAAUCAAUUGAAAGUGAUCAUGAUGGAAAUCAUUUUAAUUAUUAUCAGUGUAAUGAUGAUGAUGAUGAUUAUGAGGAUGAGGAUGAGGAUGAGGAUGAGAAUGAUGAAAACGAUGAUGAUAAUAUUUGGGAAGAUGAAGAGCCAAUAGUGUCCACUAAAUGGUCAAGAAUAAAAGGUUUCGUUCGUAAAUUAAAGGGACACAAAAUUGCCCAUUUUCUUGGUAUACCCUAUGCUCAACCUCCUAUUGGUAAAUUACGAUUUAGAAAACCUCGACCACUGGUCAGUAAACAAUUCAAUUCCAAUGGAAAUGUUUAUUAUCCAUCUAAUUCUAGUAAUGGUCAAGAAAAUGAAACAAUUUAUGAGGCAUUUGAAUUUAGUGCUGCCUGUAUGCAGAAAAUUUCAUUAAUCUGGAAUUUAUCUCAGGUUCCAAUUUCCGAGGAUUGUUUAUAUAUCAAUGUUUACACACCAUUGGUCAGUUUGAAUGGACCAUCAUCUUUACCUGUAUCAGUUCAUAUUCAUGGGAGUGCAUUUGUUUACCUUUCUUCAGCUGAUCCACUUUUUUAUGGUGGACAUUUAUCAUCAAUGGCCAAUACGGUGGUGGUCACUUUCAAUUAUCGACUUGGUUUGUUUGGUUUAAUGUAUGGACAUGAUCAAUUGAUUCCAGGUAAUCAGGCUUUGUAUGAUCAGAGAGCGGCACUUAUUUGGGUUAGGCAAAAUAUUGCCGCUUUCGGUGGUGAUCCUGGUCGUACACUUUCUGGCCAUUCAUCGGGUGCAACUUUUGCCGCUCUUCACCUUUUCUCAACCCAAUCAAGGUAUUUGUUUAAAAAUGCAAUCAUUUUAUCUGGUGCGGCCAUUCAAAGGUCAGCAACUGAUUCCCGUUCUGAAGCAUUGGUAAAGACGAGAAAAUUUCUUCAAACUGUUGGUUGUAGAGAUUCAACUUAUUCCAAUAAGGUUGAUAACUUGACCACUCGUUCGUAUGGUCCAAAUGGUGAGAAUGACCAGUUAACUCAAGAUGAGAUUGAUUGUCUAUUAGCUAAAGAUGCAUUCGAUUUAGUUGAAUUUCAACCUGAUGUGAUUAAGGAAAUUUUCUUCUGGAAGGAAAUGUGUUCAAUUGAAAUUUUCCUUCCUCAUUAUGGUGAUAUCAUGUUCCCUGAAUCUCCUGAUUCCAUGUUGGCUAAAGGUAAUUUUCGUAAAGAUAUUUCAAUCCUCUUAGGUAGAGUUCCAGUUGAAUCGGCUCGAGGAAUAACCAAAGUGACCUGGAAUGUAACUUAUACCAAAGAUUCAAUGAGAAACCAGAUAAAUGCCGUUUUGAGAAACAAUUCAACCGAUAACGUUGAAAGAAUCCUUGAAUAUUAUUUCCAUACCGCUAAAUCGGGUGACCUAAGGUCAAUCGCUGAAUCGGUUUUCUCCUUAUUCAAUGAUUUAUGUUGGCAUUGUCCAAAUCUUAAUCUGGCCUAUUCAUGGUCCAAAUACAAUCGGGUUUACCUUUACUCUUAUACCUACAAGUCCAAUCAUCUUGGUGACCUUGAUCUCGCUCAAUUACUUGGUGCUUAUCACACGGAAGAUGUGUCGCUAAUAUUUGCUUAUCCAUAUCGAUACUGUUCACAUUAUUCCGAUACCGAUCGAGCGGUUUCAUCGUACAUGAUUGACCUCUGGUCAAACUUUCUUUACACUGGAACUUGUGAUUGGCCGUCAAUCAUUAAACAUCAUUCAAUUAUCUUACCUUAUCAUCAGCAAAUUACCGGAAUUUAUAAUCAAAAAGUUGAUAAAUUAGAUGAUAAAAGUUAUAUUUGUGAUCUUGUCAAUCAUUAUCGUGGGAACGAUGUUUAUGUUACUAAUAGACGGAAACAUCAGUUCGCAGCGGAAGCUAUUGGACUUAAAUUUAUCGCUUUUGAAGAAAUCGAUCCAAAUUAUGGCGAGUUAAUCGGCGAUGUGGUUAUCCCUUGUAUGACCCGAUCAAUGACCAAGGUCAAUAUGCCGCCAUUGGAAAGGUUAAAUAGUUGGUCAGGUGAAGAUACUCAAAUUUUGGUCGCUCUUUUAAGAGAGCUCGUUGUAAUCGAUAGACUGUUGCGAUCAUUGGCCGUCGAUUUGAAGCCUGAUCUUAUUAUUGGUGACACAAUUUAUCCUCCGGCCUUUUUUAUGGAAGACAGAAUUCCCUGUAUUCCAGUUUAUUCAGUGAACCCGCUUGGACUUUACGUCAAGUAUGGACUUCUAUCGGGAACUGGAUUUUCAGUCCAUGGGGACAGAAGUUUAUGGGAAAAAUAUCGAGAAAAAGAGAAAGUGAUCAACGAACGUAUUUGCGGUCAUUUUAACGAAUGGUAUUCGAAUUUUGGAUUUCAAGUGACCGAUAUGAAUUUACAUCGCACUUUUGCUAAACACUUUGGUAUUUACAUUUAUCCAGAGGUCUUAGAUUACACUGACCUUGGUCCGACUCCAACUAAUUGGGUUCGACUUGAUCCAAUUAUGCGAAAAUCUAGUGGACGUCGAUUCCGAAUGCCCGAAAAAUUGGCCAAAAAACCCGGUGCUUUGAUCUACCUGUGUAUCGGUACUGCGACCAGAGUUCAUGUCGCUAUAAUGAAUCGUUUAAUCAACACUUUCGGUAAAAGUAAACAUCGUUUCAUCGUUUACAAAGGUCCAUAUGGAAGCCAAUUGACCUUACCUGAUAAUAUGUGGGGUAAAAAUGAUCUUGACGAAGUUGCUGUUAUGUCGGCUGUCGAUCUGAUUAUCUCUCAUGGUCACAAUGAAAUGAUCUAUGAGGGUUUGUACUUUGGUAAGCCGAUGAUGUUAAUGCCGCUAUUUUUCAAUCAACUGGACAACGCUCAAAGGUUUGUGGACUUGAAUCUUGGUGUUCGGGUUAAUCCAUUUGUUUACGACGAGGCGGAAAUUCAGGUCAAAGUUGACAAUUUACUUCAAGACGUUGAUUUACACGCAAGAAUUAAAAAAUUUUCGAGAAAAUUAAAAUCGACACAAAAUCAUCACAAAGUCGCAGAGAUGAUUGAACAAGUAGCUCGAACUGGAAUUAGUCCCUUGGUGAAAAUGGUUGAUGGUCCAGUGAAAAUUUUGUUAACUUCGGUUGAUGCAAUCGGUCACUUGAAUUCGGCUCUUGGUUUCGGUGAGGCUCUUCUUAAGCGUGGAAAUGAUGUUUACUUUACUAAUCGGCGAAAACACCAACAGACAGUCGAGAAACGCGGUAUUAAGUUUAUCGCACUUGAAGAUUUCGAUGAUUCUUUUACCGAGGCCAAUUCGGAAGUUUUCUUGGGCUUCAUUGUACAAUUUAUGUCGAAAAUGGAAUUGACCCCAAUGGAGAGAUUGGAUACUUGGUCAGAAGCCGACAAUGGUAUGAUAACAACUCUAAUAGAUGAGCUCAAGUUAUUGGAUAAAACAUUGAGAAAGAUUAUCGAUAACCUUAAACCCGACAUUCUAAUUGGUGAUAUAAUCUUUUCAAUCCCGCUUUUCGUUCAAAGUCCAAUUCCGUGUAUUCCUCUUUUCUCCGCUAAUCCAGUCAGCAUCUUCUAUGAGUACGGUUUACCUGCUGGAACUGGAUUCUCAGUUCAUAGUGACAAAAGUCUAUGGAAACAAUAUCAUGAUAAAGAACUUGCUCUCCACCAGCAAAUAAUAACACAAUUUGACGAUUGGUUCCAUUCUUUUGGCCUCGAGGCUCCAAACAUGUUCGCUUUCCGAGCAUUUGCCAAAUAUUUUGGAAUUUACAUCUAUCCCGAAGCUUUAGAUUAUACUGAUCUUGGUCCACCGCCUAAAAAUUGGAUUCGAAUGGACUUUUCAAUACGAGAAGCCGAUAAUUCAACGUUUGUUUUACCAGAAUCGCUCACCAAUAGAUCAGGAAAAUUAAUUUAUCUCUCAAUGGGUUCACUUGGUUCAGCUCAUAUCGAGCUAAUGAAAAAAUUGUUAAACACUUUUGGUAAGAGUAAACAUCGUUUCAUUGUAUCAAAAGGACCUCGAGGUGACCAAUUGACUUUAUCUGAAAAUAUGUGGGGUGAUAAUUAUGUCAAUCAAAUUGCCAUUUUACCAAAAGUUGAUUUGGUAAUUACUCACGGAGGUAACAAUACAAUUGUUGAGACUCUUUAUUUUGGUAAACCAAUGAUUGUGAUGCCGCUGUUUUUUGAUCAACUGGAUAAUGCUCAGCGUAUAGAUGAUUUAAAGCUUGGCUAUCGAGUUGAACCAUUUCGAUAUGAUGAGAAUGAUAUCCAUAAAAUGGUUGACAAUCUAUUGGAAGAUAUUGAUUUACAUGAAAGAGUUAAAAAGAUAUCACAACAAUUAAGAUCUUCUGUAAGCCGAGAAAAGGUAACAGAGAUGGUUGAAGAAACAGCGAGAACCAAGCAAACACCCAAGAAUUUAAAUCUAAACUAGAAAAUUCUCCAAACAAUCAAAUCAAUAACACGAACAAUUAAAAAUAAAAUUAAUCAAUUAAUCAACAAA